Actinia tenebrosa (Australian red waratah sea anemone) is the source of this 3659-nucleotide messenger RNA. RefSeq names its product C2 domain-containing protein 5. Gene Ontology annotation, molecular function: calcium ion binding; calcium-dependent phospholipid binding. The record is from RefSeq and is a predicted model, not a curated record. Gene Ontology annotation, cellular component: plasma membrane. Lineage: Eukaryota; Metazoa; Cnidaria; Anthozoa; Actiniaria; Actiniidae. Gene Ontology annotation, biological process: intracellular protein transmembrane transport; positive regulation of protein targeting to membrane; positive regulation of D-glucose transmembrane transport.
UAUUCCAAGAUGGAGGACAGAAUUGGAUAGAAAAAUUCUUCCCGGAUCAAGAAUCUCCAACUCCAGCUCUCGUAUCAUUCAUUUCCAAUUUUUUAAAACACUGAAAAUGCCUGGAAAAGUGAAAGUGAGGAUUGUGUCUGCAAGGGAUUUACCUGUUAUGGAUCGUACUAGUGACCUUGCAGACGCGUUUGUUGAGGUGCGUCUUGGAAAUAUGAUGUACAAAACUGAUGUGUGUAAAAAAACUCUAAAUCCUCAAUGGGAUUCUGAAUGGUUCAGAUUUGAGGUYGAUGAUGAAGAGCUCCAAGAUGAACCACUUCAAAUAAGAAUAAUGGAUUAUGAUACAGUCACUGCUCAUGAUGCGAUAGGGAAGGUCAAUAUUAGCCUAAGUUCUUUGCUAACACAGGACCCUCCUGGGUCAAUAUCAGGGUGGUUCCCCAUUUAUGAUACCAUGCAUGGAAUAAGAGGUGAAUUGCUGGUUAUGGUGAAGUUGGACUUCUUUGUUGACUCAAACAAGUUCAGGCACACAUCAUGUGGAGUUCAGUUUUUCUACACUUGCUGUAUUCCUUAUGGAUUCAAAGCGACUGCCAUUCAAGGAUUUGUGGAAGAACUUGUUGUCAAUGAUGAUCCAGAGUACCAGUGGAUUGACAAGAUUAGAACACCUCGAUCCUCAAACGAAGCACGACAAAGGAUCUUUACAAAACUCUCUGGAGAACUACAGAGAAAAAUUGGACUGAAAGUAUUGGAACUCGGAGGCAAUGCUGUAGUUGGCUACCGACAGUGCUUUGAUCUGGAAGGUGAAUAUGGUAUUGUUGUUAGAGGGAUUGGGACUGCUGUUACUUUGGCAUGGUUACCAAGCUCCGCUCCGUCCACUCCUCGUCUUUUGAGCUCAUCAGUGGAACUGAUCUCUGCAGGACCUAUUGGCGAGACUGGGUUUACGUUUCCUGAAGUGGUCAGAACGAACGUUGCGAGGGCAAGACAACAUAAGUCUUCAAGUGAGUCAGAACCAGAGUUGACCAACACUCCACCAAAGGAUGGUCUUACCGUGCAGUGUGUAUUAGCCAGUGGACUGGAGGGGAGUGGUGCUAGCUCUGGUUGUACUACGCCUUACAGCAUAGCAAAGGGUGUUUGGCAGAUAACCACACAAAAACAGAAGAACAUUGAGCACAUGGAUCUCCCUUUUUUUACCAUCACUCGUUUCCCGCCUAAAUUUCUACGUCAUUUGGGAGGCGUUGUGUCUGCAAGAUCUGUGAAACUUCUUGACAAGAUCAACCACYCAGAUGAGCCUGAAACUAGAGACGCCUGGUGGCUAGAAGUAAGAACUGAAAUCCGUAGUCACGCAAGAUCAAUGGGAUGUAACGCUGUCGUCGGAUACUAUGAGUCGACCAGCAUAUGCGAGGAAUUAAUAGUUUUAUCAGCUACUGGUACUGCUGCUUGUAUUGACUCUAAUUUAUUCGAACUACCAUCAGCUACUGCAGGAUUACUCGCCACUAAACCGAUCAUAGGAUUACCGUCCAGUACCCAAACACCCACUGAUGUAGACCAGGCAUUAACAGUACAGACCAACUAUGAAAGUCCUGUAACUGAAGGCAUUUCACCCGUAGAAGAUUUAACGUCCACCUCCCCUCCCCCGACGGGAUGCUCGUUAUGUCACAUUCCUUACUCUGACACAGAUUUACCGUUUCCYAUCACACUAGCAAAAUGCCAUGUCUGUAGGUUUCAUAAAGUACCGGAUCUUUUAUUUUGCACAAUAGAUCCUCCAAUAGAAACAUCUAUAACAGGAAAAGGUUGUUUAAUACAAGCAAGAGUGUGCAGAACAAAGAAGAAAGAGAAAGGCGAAACUAAUGCAGAGAUCGUUAGCAAUAUAUUGCCAUUCUUGGAAUACGAACUCCAUCAACAGCUGAUGAACAAACUCAAGGUUAAAGGGAUGAAUGCCUUAUUCGGGAUUCACUUACAGAUUUGUGUAGGGGAAACAAUGAUAAUUGGAAUUGCUUCUGCCACGGCCGUGUUCCUGUCUGCCUUACCUCCGCCGCCAUUACUGAAAAUCUCUGGAAAGAGAACCUCAACAGAUGAAGACAAACGUUUGACGGAAAUACAGAAACAGAUCAUAGAAACCACCAAUAAAAACAGACUGAGAUUCAAAAUAUCCGAGUCAUUAGAACUCACCCCUCCUCCAAGCCCGUCUCAGAUAGAGGCCAUGAAUUCUGGUGAACACGAGGAGGAGGGUCGUGCAAGUCUUGACUUUGUAACUGGAGGAAAAGAUGCUUUUGUCGUUGAGGUCGACGAUAAAAAAGACGAAGAUAUCAUUACAGUUUUACUCGAUCCCCCGACACCUGAAGGUUUCUAUUGUUGCAACACUGAGACUUUGCCUGGAGUCACUCGAGUUCAGUCUGGUGUUAAGAUGAUAACCGCUGUGCAGAGACAUGAAAUCAGUGACGAAGACAUAAGAACCAAUCAACAGUUUGCGAAGAUGUUUGAUGAUACCAUGAAGAGCUUCUGGUUCAAACUUCGUCACUUUAACCCGUGUAGUUUGACAAACGUUCGCUUCGACGUUGAAAUACCUGAAGACGAUAACAUACAGUUCGCUGUUUCAGGGGUGGUAGUUGGUAUGGAAGAAAAUGUCGAAGAACGAAAAGAAAUCAGAAGGGAAACUCUUGUGAAGGAUAGAAAUUCAGCAUCAAAGAAGACAAGUUCUGAAGAUCUUCUUUUUCCAAUCGAAGAAUUUGAAGAUACAAAAUCUCAACCGAGAAAGACCUCGCCAGCAUCAAAGCAGCCAGUACUAGCGUUAGAAAACAAGUUGACCAUCCCAAAGGUUCCACCAGCGCACCGCCCUGCCGUAGAAGUCACUCCCAUGUCUUAUUUACCUAAUGCACAAAUAGAGCGUUACCUCGGCAAUGUCAACCUCUUCUUCAUACGAGAAAGUYUGUCCAUUAGAGAGGACGGAGGACUAAAUGUCUUCAUGCAAGUGUUUUUAGCGGAGGCCCAGGCCAUUCUCAGGGCACACGUCCAGGCUCUGGGAGGGAACGCUCUUGUGUCGUAUCAGUUGAAUGAAAUAGUCUUAUUAGACAAUCCACACAAACACCAGGGCCAAUGUCUCCUGAAUGUCAGUGGAGAUGCUGUAGAAGUAUUCUACGAUGAAGAAAGUAAACUGGCCGACAGUUUUGGCCGUACGUCCCCGAGAAAAUGUCGAACGACUUCUGUCACGGAAUCCAUUCCACAUUCACCUAUUAAACUGCACCGACAAAGAUCUGCUACAGAGGGUUAUUGUGCAGGAAAUAUAACUUUAUGAACAUUCUUAUGGAACUGAGAUAUGAAUUUUAAAAAAUCAUACGAGAUUAAGUAAGUUAACCAUUGAACAGGAACCGCCCCUUUAAAAUCAAAUAUUUUAAACAAAAUUGAAACUUGUUUAACACAAGCUAUUGUUGCUUUAACUUCGUAUUCCAAAUGCUGCCUUGGAACAGUUUGCUGACAACAGCUUUUUCUCCACUUGGUUUUAUUUUUAUAGUUUAGGCAGUUCGCGCGCUCUGAUUGGUCGAGACCUGUGCUGUAUAGGUGAAGGUGCGCAGUUAGUGACAACGCCCGUGUGCGCUCAUCCAACUUUGCAAAGAGGUGUAGUAAAACAUAUAAUAUGUAUAUCAUUAAAAAAARUUUUUAAAAACUUU